AUGAACACAUUUCGGAGGCCGGGCAAUCGGUUGGCCCAAACGGCCGACAAAAAAAGCGACGACCCUGUAUUUUGUUUGGAUUGGGUUGGCGGCGAAUUUGGACAAGGGGGCUGUCCCUGCGGAACGACAGCUUUCAAUUGCGUUUCCAGAGAUCGAAAAUCGAAUAAUUGGAAAAUAAUUGUAUUUUUUACAGAAAAUUUCCGUAAUCUCUGUCUACGUCUUAUUUUUUUCUUAUCAGGAAUUUAAUUCCUAAAAAAACUUAAAAAGAGAAGAAAAAGGUGGAAUGAAAAAAAUAUAUUGCCAUAUGUUCAUGGCACUAUGAAGGAUAUUUACAGAUACUUUUCACUCAUACCGAAAACUUUUGGCUAAAUUUGGAAAUCCACUGAAAAACUAAAAAUCGAAAUUCGCUUUAUUACAUGCAGAUCUCAUGGCAAAAAAAAUCCAAAAAAAAAGAAAGAGAGAAAACAAAAAAACGCGGAGAAAUGAAACGACGCUCCAAUGAACAUCGCGGGCAUUUUUUUUUGCUGCGCCGCGCACCACUUUUUCGAAUUAUCUUGUCUUAUUUCUUGUUAUUUUCCAUGCUUUGUUCGAAGUGAUUCCGUAAAACUCAAAAUAGCCUUAUGGAAAGAAAAAUAGAACAAAAUUUUCGAGAGUCAGAGAUAAUUUUGCAUUUUGCGGAAAUUAUUUUGAACACGGCAUCAAUUUGUGUCUUAUAAAAAUACAUUUUUUUAUUUUUUUAUAAUGAUGCGGAACAAGGUUUAUAGAAAACUAUGUUAAUUUAUAAGCUAACGAGCAAAGUUCGAUUCACCGAAUUUAUUUUUAUUUUCACUUAAUUUACUUUCGCUCAUCCCUAAUUUAUCAUUAUAAAGAUCUUCAAAGUCAUUCUACGAAGUUCGCAUUAGCGGUCAGAGAGGGAAAAGACAACUAAAUGUUGAAGAGUCAGAGAUAGUUUUGUAGUUUUGCACAUCGCGGAACCUACUUUUAACCUGCCAUUGUGCCUUUAUUAUGUCGGGUUUAGUGAUUUUCCAAAAUCCAAAAAAACCGUCAGAGGAAGAAAAAGAUAACUAAAUUUCAGAAAGUCAGAGAUAGUUUUGCAUUUCGCGGAAACUUCCUGGAACACAGCAUUACGCUUUCCUUUAUAUUCAUUCGAUAACUAUAGUUAGAAAAUUUUUGAAUUAAAGAAAAAUUGUUAAAGGUAUGGUAGAGAAAAAGUCUGACGAAAAGAAGCGUGGACGCUCUUCUUCCAGCAGCAGUUCGUCUUCGGGCUCUUCAUCCGGGUAAUAAUUCAAUUUUUCUUCUAGUUUUUUAAAAUUUUGACAUAUAUUUUUAUAUUUGGUAAAAAUUUUUCCAGAAGCAGUGGGUCAUCUGGUAGUUCACGUUCUUCUAGCUCUUCAAGCUCUUCUCGCUCUCGUUCUCCAAAUCGCAGAGAAGCUGGGAAGGUUUUUAUUUGAUUAUUCAAAAAUUUAUUAAAUUCUCUAUUUCCUUCUCUGUAGCCACCAGCCGGCCGUGCUCGCUCUCGUUCUCCAAGAAGAUCGUCUCCAGCUCGUGCUCGUCCCGACCGAGGAGCAGGAGCAGGUGAAAAUUAUUUAAAUUUUUUCUAAUGUUGUUUCGGUGCUGUGAGGAGUUCAAAAAAUUUUCAUUCUUAUGUAAUUUUACCCGAAAUUUUACGAGAAAUUGAUUGUUGUAAUAUUUUUGUCUGAUUUAAUUACAAGGAAGACCACCGAGUGUAAAGAGACCGGCAAUAUGCACUGUAAGCUUGACGAAAGAACUUCUUUCUUGUUGGAAAAAUUUUAAUCUGCUUUAAAAGAAAACUGUAAGGUAGAACUAUUUAUCGUACAGACCGUCCUCGCCGAACGCCGUCUCCGCGACGCAGACGUUCGCCGAGUCCACGUCGCCGCGACCGCAGCGGCAGUCGCGGCCGCAGACGCUCGCCCGUAGCUGCUAGACGGUUUGCGAGCACACGGAUUGCACCCAACGCCUCAUUUCUGCUUCAGAUCGCGCUCGCCUCGUCGUUCUCCAAUCAGAAAGCGAUCGCUGACGCCGUCGAAGAGGAUUUGUGUUCGUAACUUGACCAAAAACGUUACCAAGGUUGUGUGUUUUGCUUUUUCCGGAAUCAGAAUGGUUUUCAGGCACAUUUGCAAGAAAUUUUUGGAAUUUAUGGAACAAUAAAAACUGUCGAUUGUCCCCCGGACAGAUUCCAUUCGCAUCUUCAUCGCGGAUAUGGCUACGUCGAGUAUGAGACAAUCGAGGACGCUGAGAAGGUUUUCGUGAUAAAAUAUGAUGGGAAUUAUGUGGAUUAUGUAAACGAAACAUUACGGAUAUUAUAUAUAACAUUACACAAUAUUAGAAAAAAGAUAGACGUUAACGGAUCAAUGAAAAAUAUGUUCAAAGUUAUAAUUCAAACGGAAAGCGUCUAUGUUUCAAAAUAACUACCAACUAUACAAACUUUUUUUUUAAUUGAAAAGUUGCGUCUUUAGUCGAACUUUGAUUCCGAGCGAAGUUUUGAAAGCUAACCAACGUUCAAAUUUUUUAUCCUGUCGUUUAGAAACGGUAGGAGUAAAGCCUAUAGAUAGUUGAAUCUGUGAAAAGGAAAUAAUCAUGAAAUUAAAGAUUUUUUUUUUUGGUUUUUUUUUGACUGUGUCUGAGCCCUCUUUUCAUCACUGGCGAUCUCAGAGAAACGAAACAGAACUUGAAAAGAAGAGAGCGCAGAGAUAACAGAUUGAGUUAUGGCGAAUGGAUUUAUGUUACAAAGAAAUUAGGUAAUAAAAAGCCUGUUAUGUUUUCACUCAUUAAUUUAAUAUUCGAAAGAUAAGACCAUCAAUAUUUUGAAGUAAGAUCUCAUUUUUUAAUGUUUUUUUUUUCAGGCCGUCAAGUACAUGGAUGGCGGUCAGAUCGACGGACAGGAGGUCGUCGUCGAGGUCACGUUGAAUCGUGCUCCUGGAAUCGCUCGUCGCAGUCCGCAUCGGUCGCCGAUUCGUCGCAAGAGUCCUCCCAGAAGAAGGUUCUUCAUAUUUCAAUAUUAAUAGAUUCCGCUCUUCCAGUUUAAAGUUGGUUUCAAGUGAAGAAACACUUUGGAGACAAAAAAAAGACAAAUUGUUAAAACAUUUACAAAAUUUGUUCUCAAGAGAUUUUAGUUCGAACGCUUCAAAUAUUUCAGAAUAAAGCCUAUUUUUCGCAGAUGAUUUUCAUUUUUAAACGAGGACUUUUUCGGCAGAUUUUCUGUUUCUUGAAAUCUUCCCAAACCCCAUUUGAACUGAUAGGCCUUUUCUGUAAGCUCAUACGUCGACUGGAUCCCACCCCGGGGUGCCACCGUAUAACUGGCAGAAUGAGCAGUUAUUUUAUAAUAGUCGAUUGUUUUCAACCUAUUCAAAAUGUCCAAGGACUUAGGAAACAACCUAAUAGUUUCCUAUGAAGAUUUUAGAGCCACAAAUGAGGAAAAACUCUUCCAAAAAAGUGUUUUUCAUUAAAUCCAAAAGUUUCAGUCCGAUUCGUCGUCGUUCGCCGGGACUUCGCGGCAGUGGAGGCAACUUGCAGCCGUUGGGCGGCGGCGGCGGUGGUCGCUUUAAUCGCAGUCGCUCGCGUUCGCCACGUCGCAAUCGCCGCAGUCGCAGUCGUUCCUGAAUUCGCGAAAAUUCCAUUUUUAUUUGUUGAUUUUGUAUUAUUUAUUGGCUCUGUGUGACUUGUUUCGGGAGUUUCGAAAAUCUGAUUUGACUUCGUUUUAUCUUUCUUCUUCCCUCUUCAGCUUCCAUAAACAUUCACGCAUAGCUUCCUUCCUUUGUUUUCUUGACAAUUUUUAACAAAAAUUAUCUUUCCCUCUUAUCUUUUCAUUCUCACGAAUGAAGUGUCUCACUUUUUCGGUACUUUUUGUUGUUUCGUUCGAUCUCCUAUUUUAAUAUGAUAAAAAGUUGUUUACUCUCUUAUUUUUGGUGAUUCAAGGGUAAAAAUCCCUUAUUUAAUCCUUUUAAAUAAGUUGUAGAGAUUUUCACAUACACUCAGAAACAGUUUGAAAUAGAUGACUGCGUAAAAUUCGGACACUGAGGUUCAAAGACAGAAAAUAAUCUACAAUUUUGGGAAAUUCCAUGGUUAUAACAGUUUCGCGAAGUUUGUUUUGAAAUUAUCAGCCACGCGGCCUUAUAAAGGCUUUUGCUUCAACAAAGAAAGAGGCUCGAAAUAAUUUGAAAUAAGAAUUAAGGUCAUAAUGACACAAGACAAAGCCAUCGUGGAUAAGCUUUCUGACGCCUCCGAGAAGGUUUUUUUAAAAACUUCUCGAAAUCAGUUGGAAAGGAAUAUUUUAAAGGUGACGAACGUCUUUGUUCAAUUUUGGGAUUUGGUCAGAACCAAGCCAGCCACCAGCAUCGACAAUGAACGCGCUGUCGCUGUCCAUCAGGUUCAAAAAUUAGAAAAAAAUAUUUAUUUUUGGUUGUCAACUAAUGAUUAUUUCCUUCAAUUAAGCAAAUUUUGAUUUUUAUACAUUUUUCCCGCUUCUCUUACUUAUUUAUCUUUUUGAAGCGAGCAGGAAUCGAAUUUGUGUAGAAUACCAAAUGAUUAUGAAAGACGAUUCCCAAAGAAAAGAAAAUACACGAAAUUAAAGUUGAAUGUAUCAAUGAACGCGUCUUUUUGAGGUGAAUGGGAGUAAAAUAUAAUUUUUGUUUUUCGCCUUAUUCUGAGCUUGUUCGGUUUUCAGACAAUAAGUAAUGAAUCUUUCCGGCCUUUGGAGUUUUCCUUUUAACUUGGUAAAGUGAUUCAAAUCAGCUAGCAGUGUAUAGUUGCAUGCUAACAUUGCAGAAUUUAAAGAGGCGAGCAGAGUAGUACCAUAUUUGAAAUUUCGAGGAUAUUGGUCUGCUUGGGUUUUACCUGAAAAUAUAUUUGAGUCUGAGCCUCAAGAUCUAAUAGAAUUUUGGCAGUUGCCUUUGUAUGCUGAGGACAACCAGCCGCGGCAGUUCAAGUUCAUUCCUGAAGAGCCGCUUCCCCUCCAACGCGAAUUUUCGACGAUUCGCCACGCCGUCAACGAGGAGUACGACCGCGUCGCCGUUUGUCACUUUUUAUUGAAAAGAAAAGCUCGAAAAAGGAAUGAGAUUAGGCUUAUAGAAUUUUUCAGAUUUUUCAAAAGUUUUCGUGAAAUUUUUCAAUUUUUUUUGUUUGAAUCAUCUUUUCUGGCAAUAUUUUUCAUGGAUAGUUCAAUCACAAUGCUGACUUUUUUUCAAAAGUUUUUAUAAAUCAACUUAAAGUGGAAAAUUUUCAGCAGCGGUUUAAAAUUGUGGACGCCGUUGUUGACAAAUCAAAAAGGACUGCUUGUCGUGAGUUUCUACUUUCGUUUCUUCUCCAAAAAAAAAAAAGAUAAUACGAAUCAUUGAAUAUAUACUUGAUUGAUGUUCAUCGGAAAAACGAAAAUUGCUUCGAAACGCAAAAAAUUGCUCCAAAACAAAAAUUAGUACUGUUUUGGAGCAACUUCUGCGCGCCGAUAAACACAAUUUUUUGUUUGAAGCAUGUUCCGUUUCUCCGAUGAACACGCCAUGAGAGAAAGUUAAAUCGAAACAUUAUACAUAAAAGAAGAUAGCCCAGCUUCAUUUUUAUUUACUUGUUUUCAUCGCUUUAUAGAUGAAACUUUUAUUGAGUUCAGAUUUUUUUUUUCAUGAAAGAGUAACCGUAAUUUCUUGUGCAAAUUUGGGUGAAGGAUAAAUUUUUUAUUACGAGAAAAAUCUCAACUCUUUUUUUGACGCUAAAUCGAUUUCUAAAAUGAAAAGGAUUUAGGAAUGAAUUCUUACCUGACAGAAGAAUGGACGGCGCUGCCCAAGGCCGCCGCAAUCACCGUUGGUGGAAUGGCCGGUUUCGUACUCGGAAUCAAAAGGUGCGUACAUUGGAAACUGAAUCGAGUCUUAAAAUGAUUUACGACCUUUGCAGGGGUCCGAUCGGAAGAGCGCUGACGACGGCGACGGGAUUCGCGACGAUGGCCGCCUUCUGCUACCCCGUCGAAGCGGUCGACGUCGUCCGAACUGGCGUCGCACACACUCAAUCCACCUGGGAUAGCUUCCAACAGUGUGAGCUUCCCUUCGUUUUCAUCCAAAAAUUCCAUUUUUGCCCCUAUAUCGUUCUCCAUUUCUCUGGAGUAAGGCAGUUCUUUUCAACUUUAUUUAACUGAUGUUUUUUUUCAAACUCUAAUCCUAGUGCAAGCUUAGCGAUCGGAAAAAAAUAUUUUUCUUUUUAGUUGUAUACGUCAAGAAGAAUGAUCAUAAAAAUGAGUUAUUUUCAGCCCCCGCGACGCCAACGACGCCGAAAGUGAACUUAAGCCCACCGAAAAACUGAAUUCAAGCCACCGAAAAAUAGUCGAAAAAUUAACAUUUUUUCCUUUUUGUAUAAAUCCCACAGCAGAAUCAAUUUCCAUGGAAUUAGCUGAUUCUAGACUAGUUAUUCAUUGGGUUUUUUUUCCUUGUAGAGCCAUUUUGUACGGUGUUUCUUACGAUUUGAUAUUCCAAAUGCGAACGAUAAGAACUAUUAUGAAUGAGUUAAUAUUUUUUUUACAAGUUGAAAAAUUGCGAAAUCUUAGGAAAGUGUGAAUUUAGUGAAUGAUUUGAAUAAUGAGUGA
Molecule: messenger RNA, 6583 nt
Organism: Caenorhabditis auriculariae
Lineage: Eukaryota; Metazoa; Nematoda; Chromadorea; Rhabditida; Rhabditidae
Source: the annotation of a GenBank genome assembly